Molecule: messenger RNA, 5929 nt
Organism: Elgaria multicarinata webbii
Lineage: Eukaryota; Metazoa; Chordata; Lepidosauria; Squamata; Anguidae
Gene: TMEM259
Product: transmembrane protein 259
Exons: 11
Coding region: 1629-3686 (685 amino acids)
Biological process (GO): positive regulation of ERAD pathway; response to endoplasmic reticulum stress
Cellular component (GO): endoplasmic reticulum
Source: RefSeq, a predicted model, not a curated record
GGGGGAGGCAGAAGCCGGCGCAGCCCCACUCGGGGCUGCCCCCUUAUCUUUUUUUUUUGUGGGGGGUGCCAUUCCUCCUCCUCCCUAGCCUGGUUCUCCUACACCCCCCUUUCCUCUCUUUAUUGCAAACUCUGGGGUGGCUUCACACCCGACUAGGCCCAUUUGGGGGUGGGGGUGUCUGUGUGUGUCCUUCUCCCUCCCUAAAGGCUCUUGACCUCCCUCUUGGGGGCCUCUUGGAGGGGGGACUCCUGCCCCCCCUUUUCAAACGGGAAGGGGUCUAGGUGUGUGUUUUGGGGGGCUCUCUCUCUUACACCUCUGGCUUCCCACUGGAAAGCCCCCCCCAUUUCUUACCCCCAUCCCAGACUGCGGCCUUUGAGGUGGGCAUUUCCUCCUCCCUCCCUUCUUCCCCCCCCCAAAUUUUAUUCUUCUGCCCAAUCUUCUCCUCCUGCCUGGAUUGUGCCCAUCCAGUUUUGCAGCUGGGCGUCCUCCCCCCCCCCAUUUUAAGUGAGGGGCUGCAAGGCCCUUCCCCAGUUCUAGGCUUUUUGAGGUAGGGAUUUAAAAAAAACCCGUUUCCUCCCCUCUUUUUGAUCCCUUUCUGCCCCCCCCUGCAACAUUGCGGGACUUGACAACCCCCUCAAUUAAAGGAAGGGGUUGUAACACUUCCAGCCUCCUCCAUCUGCUUCCCCCCAGGUUGGGGGUGCUUUGAGGUUAGCCGUCUCCCCCUUUCCCUCCCCUUCUGCUUCUUUUUGUUAAAACAAAAACAAAAAAAGUCUCCUUUUUCUGCUCUAGAUCGUGGCCUGUACAACUUUGUGGUUUGGCAACCCGAAUAUUUCCGUAAAGGUUUUAUCACCAUCCAGACCACCUCGCAUGUUGGGGGCUUGGCUGCGUAAUCCCCACCUGACCUUUUGGUUAUUUUUAAAAAACUAAAACAACUACAUACCUUGACUUUUAGGCUUAUCCUCCCCCCCAACCCCCCCCCCCCCAAUCGUAGUUUGGAUUCCAUCCAUGAGACUGACACCCUUUUAAAACGUCUAAAUCCCUUCCAAGGCACUGAUUCUAACACACACACACACACACCCGUCCAUUUUGGGGGUAGCUCUUUCACAGCUCAAGACCAGUCCUAUAUAUGGUUGCCUUUUUUCCUCUUUGGGGGAAUCUGCUUCUUACCUCCUGUGCCCCCCUUUCUCUGCCCAUAUCCCACCUGCGGACAAUUAAUUUCCACCCCCUUCCUGUCUUAAUGCUUGGAAAAAAAAACCCCAGCUUUGCUUAUUUCCGUUUAUGAAGCUUAAGAGCACCCCACUGACUUAGGGGGCUGCGUCCAUCUGGGGUGGCCCUCCCACCUACACGACUUUCAGCUGCUUUGAAAGCUAUUGAAACUUUCCCGUGAAGGACCAUUUUCCUGACUGUGGGUUAUUCUGUUCCGGACUAGCAUAUCUUCUUGUUUUCCUUGUGGUGGGUUAGAGUGACUCUCUUAUUUUUCCUCCUUAUUGGGUGUGCCUUCUCUGAUCAGAGUGAAAAUUGGUCUGCACCCCAAAACUGAAUUUUCACGGGCCCGGCUGUCAUCGAAACCCCCUUUCGCAGAAGGACGCUAGGAACUGCCAUCUCACCCACACCCCAAGACGCUCAGGAUGUCAGACAAUCAACCCAACCAUCACCAUCACCCCAUGAACAAUGUCGGGGGAGGCCCCCCUGCAGGGAAUAACCGAGGAGUCCGCACCCUCAACCAGAACCCUCUUAUCAACGUACGCGACCGACUCUUCCAUGCGCUUUUCUUCAAGAUGGCCGUCACUUACGCCCGCCUUUUCCCGCCGUCCUUCCGUCGGAUUUUUGAGUUCUUCGUACUCCUCAAGGCUCUCUUCGUGCUCUUCAUCCUGGCCUACAUCCACAUUGCCUUCUCCCGCUCGCCCAUCAACUGCCUGGAGCAUGUGCGGGACAAGUGGCCGCGGGACGGCAUUCUACGGGUCGAGAUCCAGCGCAACUCCAGCCGCGCCCCCAUCUUCCUCCAGUUCUGCGAGGGCGACCGGUUCCCGGGCAUGGUCGUCGAGACGCCGGCCGGGGAGGAGGAGGAGGAGGAGGAGGAGGAGGAGGAAGAGAUGACCGUGGAGAUGUUCGAAAACAGCUCCGUCAAGUUUGACUUGGCUAUUGAGCCCAACAUCUUCGCCAAGCCGGCCCGGCUCAGCAGUGCCAAGGUACUGGCUCCCAACGAAAGCCAGGAGUUCUCCUUCAGCGGCGAGCCGGCGGCUCCUAAAGUCUGGCCGCAGGAGGAAUACAUCGUGGAGUAUUCCUUUGAAUACGGAUUCCUACGCUUAUCCCAAAGCACUCGUCAGCGCCUCAGCAUCCCCGUCAUGGUGGUGACCCUGGAUCCCACCCGGGACCAGUGCUUUGGGGACAGGUUCAGCCGUCUUUUGCUGGAUGAAUUCCUCGGUUACGACGAUAUUCUUAUGUCUAGCGUGAAGGCCUUGGCUGAAAACGAAGAGAAUAAAGGGUUCCUCCGCAACGUGGUUUCUGGGGAACACUACCGGUUCAUCAGCAUGUGGAUGGCCAGGACUUCAUACCUGGCAGCCUUUGUCAUCAUGGUGAUCUUUACCCUGUCUGUCUCCAUGUUGUUGAGAUACUCCCAUCACCAGAUCUUCGUUUUUAUUGUGGACCUGCUGCAGAUGCUGGAGAUGAACAUGACCAUCGCCUUCCCCGCGGCUCCCUUGCUGACGGUCAUCUUGGCUCUAGUAGGCAUGGAGGCGAUCAUGUCUGAGUUCUUCAACGACACCACCACCGCCUUCUACAUCAUCCUCAUUGUCUGGCUGGCCGACCAGUACGACGCCAUCUGCUGCCACACCAACACCAGCAAGCGGCACUGGUUGAGGUUCUUCUACUUGUACCAUUUUGCCUUCUACGCCUACCAUUACCGCUUCAACGGGCAGUACAGCAGCCUGGCGCUGGUCACCUCGUGGCUUUUCAUCCAGCAUUCCAUGAUCUACUUCUUCCACCACUACGAGCUGCCGGCCAUCUUGCAGCAGAUCCGGAUCCAAGAGAUGCUCCUCCAGAACCAGCAGGCGGGGGCCCAGACCACCCUCCAGGACAACCUCAACAACAACACGACCGUCGCCCCCGCCGACCCGGCCGGCCGGCGGCCCCACCUGGACACGGGCCCUGCCGGGGCAGGGCUCGGCCCCCUAGCUUCCGGGGAGGGCCACACGGCUACCGCGGCUGCCACCGCGGCCUCCCUGAGCAGCGACUUGAACUGGGUGGCAGAGACGGCGGCCGUGAUCACGGAGGCCUCUUUCCUGUCCAACCUGAGCAGCUCGCUUUUGGACCCGGGUGUGGCUCCGGACGGCCUGGGCGGCGAGAACUUGCGAGACCUGGCCGCCCCUUCGAGCGUGGUGACCCGGAUCCUGGUUAGCAGCAACCGCGCCGAGGCGCCUGUGGGCUCCAUUACCAUUGCGGUCACUUCGACGACGGGGGUCCCCGCAACAGAUCCACCGACGUCCGUGGCCCCCCAGCCGUCCGAGGGCUCGGCUGUCCUGGCUGAACCCAACGUAGACUCCGUCGCGGGGCCCGGUUCGUCGGGCUCCGCUGGGAGAAGACCCCCUAGUCACCCCCCUGCGGAAGGACUCGUAGCGGCGGACCCUUGCCUAGCGUCCACGGACAGUGCCAUCCCCCCAGACGCCGACUCCCGCUGCCUCUCCUGAGCUCCCUCUUCUGUAGCGGGCUAGACGCAUUUCUGUUCUCAUCGUUUGGUCUUCACACACGCACCCAUAAUUCCUCUUCAGUCAGAGGCGCAGAGGGGGUAACCCCUCCCCGCGAGCCCAGAAAACGUGAAUGCAAGGAGGGAUCUAGUAGGAAUAGAUGUUGAAUCUCCAAAUCUGGUUCCUCCCCUCGUAGCUGAGCAGCGUGGCUUCUGCACCUUUCCCCACGUGGCCUACUAAGCCCCACGUCCUUCCCCCCCCCCCGCCCCCAUAAAAUCAUGGGACUCCCCUUCAUAUCUGCUGGAGAUCUUGAUGUCAUUUUGACCGGAAUGUUUUGGUUUUGCUCUGUUGGCAAGAGAAGGUUGCAGGGAGGCUGGAAAGAAACCAGGGUCAUGACGAGCCGCUUUGAACGUGCUUCUUUAUCAGGGCAGGCUGGGCGUCCGAGAGAAGACCUUUGAACGGCUCUGAGACUUAUCGGAUGUGUGCAGGCCCCCGGGAUGUUUCGUAACCGCUACUCCUUGGGACGUCUCGUUCUGGUGGCUGGCUUUUCCCCAUGAGGGCUACAUCCGCUUACAUAUAAACAGUCUCUUUCAGAGCAAAAUAUUAAUAGAUUAUUAUUAUUAUUUUAAAAAAAGGAGAUGUGGAGGGUUAUUAAAUAAUGUGACAUGCUUGGAAAGAAGUCGGGUGCCGGUCUCUGGCCUGCCGUCCCCCCGGCACCUCACACCCUCACAAUUCCUGCUAUGGGGCAAAAGUUCCACGAGGAAACGUUCGCAAGGCAUCGCAACGAGUUAUUUCUGCAGUUGUUGGCUGACCUUGGAGGUGUGUUUCAUGACGGUGGAGGCGGGUGGUGGUUGUGGGCAAAACCGUUUAGUUCCAGGUUCGAGCAAGCUAAUCGGCGCCCUCGAUUUCACUCUGAUGUUGGCUAACGCUUUGAGACGGGAGAGUCCUUCGUAUCUUGGAAGCGGGGAGCGAAAAGACAGGGUAGGCGAAAUCCAGCAGAGCAGCCCGGCUCGAACGUUCACUUUCGUUGGGCUCAGCGGCGCCUGUUGGGGUUGGCGGGGCCAGUGGCUGACGUUUCGGAAAUCGUGCGCACCAUGCGUCAGCUGCACGUUGGAGAAAAUGUACCGGGUGAUUGGGGGAAAACCUCUCUGCCCCAAGUAGACAGGGGACAGGUGUGUGUGUGUGGGGGGGGGGAUUGCAGCCAUAUUUGGCCCAAAUAUGAGCAUCUACCCUGCCCUCUUCUGCUUCUGCAUCGAUGCUCUCCCCCUGCCCAAUUCUUGUUUACUCUGCAUGGUGGCUGACGAUAUCUUUUCUUCCAGCUCCACUACCUUUUUCUUAGUGGGCUGUGCCGAAUUUUAAAGAUUGCUCUAUUCUGUGUCCCGGCCCCGAGGAACCGCUCCUCGGUAGUCACUACUCGGAAUGGAACUUCUCUCCCCCCACCCCCCCCCCAUGGACUGGGGGCAGCAGUAGGGAGCCUUGCAGCUGAUUUCAGAGGGGCGUCGUCGUUUGCCCCAAAACGUCGCCCGAGUGGUGCCUUCGCAGACCCGCCAAAUCUAGCAAUACGGAGGAAUGAAACGGCAUUGGGUUUGAGCGCGAGAGCCAGAACUGUGAAUCCCCCCCACCCCACCCCGAAAGGAAAUCUUUCCGUGCGGGCUGCGAGGGAGGAGGAACGGAGUGGGGCGUCUGGGGGUUAACAUUUGUGGUGCAAAAUUAACUCCCAGCCCGUGGGAAAGCCAUUAUGGGUGUGGAAUCGCUCUGGGUUGCAAAGAUGCCUUGAGCUUUCGUACUUGGUUAAGCGCCGGCCAGCACGAGCGUCGAGCGCUGCUGCGGCGUUGACAAAAGACUUCACUUUGUUGGCAGACAAAUUGCUCUGGGUUUGAAAUUAAAGCUUAAAAUAGAAUGUAGCCGGGUGGGUUAUACUUGGUUUCGAAGCAGAAGGGGUUGGGGUGGAGAUGAAUACCUGCCCCCCUCUGCCCCGCUCAUGGUGGUGGUGGUAGCCCAUUCACGUGCAAUAGAUUGGGGGCAUCCCUUCCCACAGCCCCCCCCCCCAGCUUAGCAACUGUGAAGUUGCAUGUUAAUAAUUAGACUUUGGGCUUUCAGGGUUAGCAUUCGACGGGGGGGGGGGGGGCGAAAAGCGUAGGUCUGGGGCAAGGGGGCGAGAAAACGAAUCAAACCAAAUCACACGAAGAAUGAAGAGUAGAGUUCAUUCUAUUUAAUGUACAAAAUGUUUGUAUGUAUAUAUAUAU